This is a messenger RNA of Ostreococcus lucimarinus CCE9901, 162 nucleotides long. RefSeq lists its product with no specific name. The transcript is spliced from 2 exons. The record is from RefSeq and is a predicted model, not a curated record. Bases 1 to 162 code for a protein of 53 amino acids. NCBI's taxonomy places the organism in Eukaryota, Viridiplantae, Chlorophyta, Mamiellophyceae, Mamiellales, Bathycoccaceae. Gene Ontology annotation, cellular component: U1 snRNP; nucleus. Gene Ontology annotation, molecular function: zinc ion binding; pre-mRNA 5'-splice site binding. Gene Ontology annotation, biological process: spliceosomal snRNP assembly; mRNA splicing, via spliceosome; mRNA 5'-splice site recognition.
AUGGCACGGUAUUACUGCGACUACUGCAACGCCCACCUGACACACGACUCGGCAACGGUCCGAAAGCAACACAACAGCGGCUUCAAACACAAGGCGAAUGUUCGCGCUUACUAUGCGCAAUUUUUGAUAGCACCAACUAAAACAGCCAGAGAGCUGCAUUAG